Molecule: messenger RNA, 1851 nt
Organism: Triticum turgidum subsp. durum (durum wheat)
Lineage: Eukaryota; Viridiplantae; Streptophyta; Magnoliopsida; Poales; Poaceae
Source: the annotation of a GenBank genome assembly
AUGCGGCACCUCCUCCUCUCCCGUCUCCUCCGCCGCGCCUCCUCCCCCUCCCAGCCUCACCACAACCUCCAACUCAUCCGUGCUCUCUCCUCCUCCUCCCCUCUCCCGGCCUCCGACACCGACCUCCGCAAGUACGCCGGCUACGCGCUCCUCGUCCUCGGCUGCGGCGCCGCCACCUACUACUCCUUCCCCUUCCCACCCGACGCGCUCCACAAGAAGGCCGUCCCCUUCAAGUACGCGCCCCUCCCCGACGACCUCCACACCGUCUCCAACUGGAGCGGCACUCACGAGGUCCACACCCGCGUCCUCCUCCAGCCCGACUCCAUCCCGGCGCUCGAGGAUGCCCUCGCCACAGCCCACAGGGAGCGACGCAGGCUCAGGCCCCUCGGCUCCGGGCUGUCCCCCAAUGGCCUCGGGCUCUCCCGGGCCGGCAUGGUCAACCUUGCGCUCAUGGACAAGGUGCUAGACGUCGAUGUCAAGAAGAAGACCGUCACGGUGCAGGCUGGGAUACGUGUCGCCGAGCUCGUCGAUGCGCUCAGCAAGCAUGGGCUCACACUGCAGAACUUUGCCUCCAUUCGAGAGCAGCAGGUCGGCGGCAUCAUUCAGGUUGGUGCCCAUGGUACUGGUGCGAGAUUGCCUCCAAUUGAUGAGCAGGUUAUUAGCAUGAAACUGGUUACUCCUGCCAAAGGGACGAUAGAGUUAUCAAGGGAGAAAAAUCCUGAUUUAUUUUAUCUUGCCCGCUGUGGACUUGGUGGCCUAGGAGUCGUUGCAGAAGUUACUCUUCAGUGUGUAGAAAGACACCAACUUGUUGAGCAUACUUUUGUUUCUAAUGCAGAUGAAAUCAAGAAAAACCACCAGAAUUGGCUUUCUGAAAACAAACAUAUCAAAUACUUGUGGAUUCCAUAUACUGAUACAGUUGUCGUUGUCCAAUGUAAUCCUCCUUCAAGAUGGAAAACUCCAAAGUUGGCAUCAAAAUAUGUAAAGGAUGAAGCCCUACAGCAUGUUCGUGACCUUUACCGAGAGUCAUUGAAGAAAUAUAGCUUGAGACUUUGUUGUGGCUCGUACAGAAAGGCAUGGGGGGCCGUGAUGUUUGUAGGAAGAGUCGCAUAUGCCAUAAGUUAUACAAGAAGUGUCAGAACUGAAGCCGACAGUAAAGACCCAGCGAUAGAUCAACUUUCAUUUACUGAAUUGAGGGAUCAAUUGCUCGCCCUUGAUCCUCUGGAUAAAGAUCAUGUGAUCAGAAUUAAUAAAGCAGAAGCUGAGUAUUGGAAGAAGUCUGAGGGAUAUCGCAUGUGCUGGAGUGAUGAAAUACUAGGUUUUGAUUGUGGUGGGCAGCAGUGGGUUUCUGAAACCUGCUUCCCUACAGGAACUCUAGCGAAGCCAAACAUGAAGGAUUUAUAUUAUAUGGAGGAGUUGCUACAGUUGAUUGAGGAGGAGGAUAUACCUGCACCUGCACCUAUUGAGCAGCGUUGGACUGCCCACAGCAGGAGCCCCAUGAGUCCGGCAUCAAGCUCUGAAGAAGAUGACAUAUUUUCAUGGGUUGGUAUAAUAAUGUAUUUACCAACAUCGGAUCCUCGCCAAAGGAAGGAUAUUACCGAGGAGUUCUUCAACUACAGAAGUCUGACGCAAACUAGUCUCUGGGAUGAUUAUUCUGCAUAUGAACACUGGGCUAAAAUUGAGGUUCCGAAGGACAAGGAUGAACUUGCUCAACUGCAGGCUAGGUUGCGGAAACGCUUCCCCGUUGACGCAUAUAACAAGGCGCGCAUGGAGCUGGACCCUAACAAGGUUCUCUCCAGUGCCAAGCUAGAGAAGUUUUUCCCAGGAAUGCAGACUGUCCAACAUGCAAGGUAA